AGUCUGCGGAGCGCCGCGGACACGCAGGAGUCUCUGACGGAGGAAGCAGCAGUCGGAUGGAUUUAUUGAACUUCUCCGUCAUGUUCGGGGCGCCGACGGACGGCGGAAUAAAGAGGAGCAGCUUUAUCUCCCUGUGAGGACCUCAUAGCAGCUUUAUCUCCCUGUGAGGACCUCAUAGCAGCUUUAUCUCCCUGUGAGGACCUCAGAGCAGCUUUAUCUCCCUGUGAGGACCUCAGAGCAGCUUUAUCUCCCUGUGAGGACCUCAUAGCAGCUUUAUCUCCCUGUGAGGACCUCAGAGGAGCUUUAUCUCCCUGUGAGGACCUCUGAGGAGCUUUAUCUCCCUGUGAGGACCUCUGAGGAGCUUUAUCUCCCUGUGAGGACCUCAGAGCAGCUUUAUCUCCCUGUGAGGACCUCAGAGGAGCACCGAGCUUUCACGUUGGACCCUCCCCUCCGUCUCACCUUCCUUGGCUGCUGUUCCCCCAGAGGGCAGAGCUAAGUAUGGGGCAAGAGAGCUGAGAGGAGACACCGAGACGACACGAAGCUGAGGAGGCCGUCUAACCUGCACAGGUGGUGACGGCUGCAGGGCGUCAUGGCGCGGAGGAGGCUGAAGCUGGUGGUGAUGGUGAUCAUGAUGGUGAACUUCUUCAUCUUCAUCAUCAUCUCCCGACACAGCAGCCAGGACAAGAACGACCUUCACAAGGUCCACAUCCCCUCCAAACCGUUCUGGACCAAGCUGGUCCCCAGUGCGGCUUACUGCAACCGGCAGCAGCAGAUCCUGGACCACCAGAACAACCCCGUCCUGGCGUCUAACUACAGCGGGGGGGACCUGCCAGAGUGGCUCAACGAGACCAGUUCGACCUCUGACCCCUGCCAGCCUAACUUCAGGGUAACCACUCAGGUGAAGGACUACAACUCCCUACCGGUCCGCUUCAAGGACUUCCUGAUUUUCAUGCACUGCCGGUCGUACCCGAUCAUCGUGGACCAGCCCGACGUCUGUAAGGAGCCGCCGUUCCUCCUCCUGGCCGUCAAGUCCCUGGCGCCGCACUUUGACCGGCGCCAGGCCAUCCGCCAGUCCUGGGGACGGGCGGGCGUCAUAGCCAAUCGGACGGUGGUCACCAUCUUCCUCCUCGGCAACGCCACGGCCGGGGACCACCACCCGGAUCUGUCGGGGAUGCUGCGCUACGAGAGCGGCCGCCAUAAAGACGUCAUCCAGUGGGAUUACAGGGACUCCUUCUUCAACCUGACCGUCAAGGAAGUUCUGUUCCUGGAGUGGAUCCAGACCCGCUGCCCCGGCGCUCGCUUCAUCUUCAAAGGCGACGACGACGUCUUCGUCAACACCUACCGCAUCAUGGACUUCCUCAAGGGCCUCUCGGAGCCCAAAGCCAGGGACCUGUUUGUGGGCGACGUGAUCACCAACGCCGGGCCGCACCGGGACAAGAAGGUCAAAUACUUCAUCCCGGAGAGCAUGUACGUGGGGACGUACCCUCCGUACGCCGGCGGGGGCGGGUACCUGUACUCCGGCGACAUCGCUGCUCGCCUUCACAACGUGACGCGGCACGUGGCGCUCUACCCGAUAGACGACGUCUACACGGGGAUGUGUCUGAGGAAGCUGGGGCUCGCCCCCGAGAAGCACAAGGGCUUCAGGACCUUCAACAUAGAGGAGAAGUACCGGUCCAACCCGUGCGCCUACAAGAGCUUGAUGCUCGUCCACCCGAGGACGCCACAGGAGAUGAUCCAGAUCUGGGCCUGGCUCAGUAGUCCAGUUCUGAAGUGCCAGUGAUGAGAGACAUUUUGAGGCUGUUGACAAAUGUUUUAUUUUGAAAACCGGGUCGUGACUUUAAGAGUUGGCAGCUUUAAGUUAAGACGUUAUGACAACGGUCCCGUGGAGCCUCGGCUCAGAGAAGUUUAUGAAUGAUUUCAACAUGACCACCAUAAGUAUUUUUUUCAGACUUCCGUAGACGAGCUAACCCCGCUUUACCGUCGGAAAAAACGAAACGAGCUUCACCCAAAGUGACCGUCUUUUCUCUGCGUGCACAUAUUUAUAUCACAACUAUUUAUAUGGCCUUCGAAAUGCUUUAACACUGUGUUGGUGUGUGUGUGUGUGUGUGUGUGAGUGUGUGUGUGUGUGUGUGUGUGUGUGUGUGUGUGUGUGAGCUCUGCGACGGAGCAUCUAAAUGCUGUAUUAUAGAGAUGAAGAGACUAAAAACCAGGAUGUGUCCACCUGGGAGUCAGUGUGUCUCCUCCGUUCAAGGGAAACGCACUCGGUGUCGGGUGGUUAAAACAUUUCAAAAUAAGAGCGUGACAGAGCUUUAAAGGAGCUUCCUGGUGAACACGUCCUGGUUCGGUGUUGCUGGAGGCUCAGUUUGUGCUGCUAGUCCCAUCCACACUCCCUCAAGUAUUUACUUUGGACUCAAGCUAAACCAGUUCCUUGUUUUUGUUCUCACCUGAAACUCAUCAUUCAGUUUGUUUCUCUUAAAAACUACACGUCUUUUCUAUUCUCGCGACCAAACUUCAGAUCGUCUGUAGAUCCUCUCGAUGUGGAAAAACAGGAAUGUGAGUCUGGCUCUGUGCUGCUCAGCAGGUCUGGGCCUGAUUUUUUUUUCUUUUUUGAAAAAUCCAAAUGCUGUCCUUAACGCCGCUUCAGGUUUUCUCGCUUUACACGCCAAAAAAAAAAAGAAAAGACAAGCUGCUCAAAUGAACCAUAAGUGCAUUGUCAGCGAUAUUUCAAGCUGAAAUACUCGCUCUAACUUUGAGUGUGCUGCUGCAGCUGCUGUGUGGACGUGUUGAAUGCAAUGCAGUGUGUCAGAGGGCUUUGAAAACACACAUUUAUUCGUCUCUACAAUGUUCAUUCGGCUUCAUUUCAUAAUGUUACGUAUGUUUAUGGAGGAAAUCAUUUCUUAAAGCUUUAAGGAUGUUUUUGGAAUGAAAGUCUUCACGUUUUUGAAGGUCACUGCUGUACGGCUUUUAGUCUUUUUAUGAGAGAAGUGCUGCACAUCCACGUUUUUUGUUUUCUUUCUGAUGUUACAGGUCUCAGUGAAGUUGAUGCCGUUUAUUGUUUUUUUUUCAGUUAGUAAAAAGCAAAGGUCAGAGAAGUGCGUUACAUGAAUGUAUAUCUUUAGGUUCAAGGGGUCAACAGGUGGAUUUUCUCUUCAGUAUUGUCACUCUGAAUGUCCGUGAAGAAGCCGGUCCCUGAACCUGUUUGUUACACUUUAGAGCUGAGAGAAGGCCUCUGUUAGAGCUCCCCCUGCUGGUCAGGAUGCUGAUCUUUAUCCUCACACACUGAUGACCCCAUAAACUGUAGACCUAAUUUAUUGUUUUUUCACGUUCUAAUCAUCCGUUCAUUCACUUUCAGCAACUUAUCCAUUUUUUUUCAUGCAAAAAAAUCAAAGAAAGUUGAAAGACAAUCACAAGGAGGUUCUUAGAGGUCAAUUAAGUCAUUUAUUUCUGGGAUCACAGGCUUACUGGACACUAUUUAAAGCAUCUAAACUCCAUGUAGGAUAAAAACAAACACUAAAAAACAAGGAGACAAGGACGGGAGCAUCAUGAAACCUCCUCACUGUUUAUUUCCCACCGCUCACAGACCAGUUUGUGGCUACUUGAAUGAUGUUUACAUGCUUUUUUUAAAGAAGUCAUCACUUAUUUUAUUUUAAUAUAAUUAUUACAUCUGUCUGAUGAUUGGCUGUAGAUGUAUUUUCUAGUUGUCCACGUUGUUUCAAUGCCUGACCGUUUCUCUUAUGUUGGAAUUUAAAAACCUUUAUUCGUCACUGCGUUUUAUUUUGAAAUUUUGAUUCACAGUUUUUCCUUUUCGCAGUGUUUCUCUGGUCUCAGAAGCCAGGAUGUUUAUUUUUCUGAGCUUCUGUAGAAGUUGUUUUUUGGAGGAAGCAGAGUAAGCUAGCGGCCGUAGAAAAUCAUCACAUUACCAUUGAUAUGCAGUGAAAUGUAUUUGUCAACACGACGGGGAAUAUUCAAUUAAAUGCACGAGUGUUUGGGCAUUUAUUCAACCGUAAUCUGUCUUUUGUUACCCAGAGAGAAAAAAACUUUGAUCACAAGCCUUUAACUCAUAUUUACAAGUAUCUCUGAAUACUUCAGAUUAUUCAAUAAAUUCAGAAAAAGCAUUGUUUAUGUGUCACACCUGCACUAUUCAGUCGAUUACCAAAUAUGUGCCUGUUUGUUUGUACUGUAUGUGUGAGAUUAUCUUCAACCAUGUUAAGUGUGAUCGCUUUUUUUUUUAUAAAGUACCUAGGAUGACUUGAUUAUUUCAAUAAAGCUAUAUUUAGCUGUUUUUUUGUAUAUAUUCUGUUCUAUGCAUUUUUAUUGUAAUACAAAUAAAUUAUGUGAAGUAAGCGUUUAA
Messenger RNA from Anoplopoma fimbria (sablefish), 4351 nucleotides. It is a transcript of the gene b3gnt2b, whose product is annotated as UDP-GlcNAc:betaGal beta-1,3-N-acetylglucosaminyltransferase 2b. Gene Ontology annotation, molecular function: hexosyltransferase activity. Bases 590 to 1780 code for a protein of 396 amino acids. The transcript is spliced from 3 exons. Lineage: Eukaryota; Metazoa; Chordata; Actinopteri; Perciformes; Anoplopomatidae. Gene Ontology annotation, cellular component: membrane. The record is from RefSeq and is a predicted model, not a curated record.